Messenger RNA from Arthroderma uncinatum, 1275 nucleotides. RefSeq lists its product as uncharacterized. NCBI's taxonomy places the organism in Eukaryota, Fungi, Ascomycota, Eurotiomycetes, Onygenales, Arthrodermataceae. The transcript has a single exon. Bases 1 to 1275 code for a protein of 424 amino acids. The record is from RefSeq and is a predicted model, not a curated record.
AUGAAGCCGAAACUGCUCAAUUUGCUGGCGAAGCAGGUUCAUCCGCCGCUGCCCAAGUCUGCGCGCGAGAACCAGCAGCUUUUCAACAUGAUCACCUCGACGUUCCGCCGCCAUCUCGACAACGAGCACCCCCCAACCGGCUCCCAGGAUUCCGGCAAUCACAAGGCCAACGCCAUCAGUGCAUCCGGGCCUAGAGCAACGGAGCAGCAUAUGAAGUUGAUACUGGAGCAUCCGCUGUUCAACAAGGUCCCGUCAACGCUAGCUAAGCAGGAUAAGCAUGUACAGAAGCGUGGGAGGAAGCACCAUGGCCCCUUCGGUGCAUUGGAGGAUGCCAUGGCGUCAGGCAGAGCAACCCCCGACCUCUUGCACGGAUGUCUCAGGGCCCAUAGACUGUUACUACGCAAGCACUCAGGUGCAGAUGCCAUUCAGGCCAUCAAGGAGUCCCAAGGUGGCGGACGUAUCAUCUCCUGGUUCCUAGGCGCUGAUCAGCAGGCGAGGGACCAAUUCUUUGGAAACAGACACACCAUGGCUCUAGUAAUGCCGUACCUCGCCGUCCAGGACCUAUCGCCCGAGGUGCUAAAGUGGCUAGAGCUCACUAGGACGCACCAUGCGGCUCAUCAGUCCGAACCCGCUCGUGAUCUCAGUUUCGGCGAGCUCAACAUCCUAUAUGAAUACGUGGCUGCCGAAGUAAAUUACGGCAAGGGAAUCGAGGGGGCGCUAUCAUUCUUCCUAGAGGCCUUUUCUGCCUGGUCGGAAGGGCAGAAACUUGCGCGCAGCCAGAAGGUGGGCCGUCCCCCGCCCUCAUUCCGCCCAGCAACGUAUUUUCUUGCGCAGUGGAUUUUAAAUCCAGAGAAUGCGUCGGCGGUCAAAAAGAUCGACCCGCAAAUAUUUGACAGCUUCCACACUGUCUGUGUGUCACUGCCUAACCAAAUUUGGGCGGCCUUUUUACCCAUAUAUCAUCCUACUAAACCCGACCCUACAUCCCCAAUCAAGUACAUAAGAUACCUGAAUGUAUCUGGUACUGUGUAUAGCAAUCCAGAUCGACUGCUCCGUCUUUCGCUCGAGGCGGCAUCCCUGUGUCUUAAACAGAGACAGUACGGUCCUGCUUCUGAAUUUAUUCGUAUAUCGAAGAGGAUGCUACCGGAUAACAGUACGACAGCCAGCACGACGGCUAGCACAACGGCUAGCACAACAGUCAGCACUGCUGCGAAGAAGGAGCAAAAGGAACCGGCUUCCCCGACCAGUGAUCUCCUCGAUGGUUUGAUUCUUGCGUGA